This is a messenger RNA of Hippocampus zosterae (dwarf seahorse), 2484 nucleotides long. RefSeq names its product suppressor APC domain containing 1 (gene sapcd1). The transcript has 6 exons. NCBI's taxonomy places the organism in Eukaryota, Metazoa, Chordata, Actinopteri, Syngnathiformes, Syngnathidae. Bases 240 to 767 code for a protein of 175 amino acids. The record is from RefSeq and is a predicted model, not a curated record.
AAGAGGUUCCUCCGAACCGGACCCACCUUCAACCUCAGGGCCUCCACGCCGCCCAGGCGCGAGAUUUCUGACUGGGUUAUUGACGUUGAUGGCGUGUCCAGCGCCAUAUCCCUGUUGGGCAACAAAUAUGGGCCAAAGGAGCAUCACACCCGUGUCGCCCGCUUGGACCAUGUGACCGUUUAUGUGGCGUAAUUAAAACGGCAGCAGGAGGUUGUUGCAACUGAUCAUCGCGCUGUUGUAUGUCCAUGGCCUGUCCUCCUGCUGCCUCCUGCUCCUACACGGUGGUCCUUAUCCCACUCAGGAGCAGCCUCUGCAGCCCGGACGCGCUUCGCUUCUACUUGUGGAUCAAGCAUCUCAAGGAUCUAGAAAAGGAAAAAGAUAUCCUAUACUGUGGUCUGGAGAUCCUGGAGCAGGCCCGACUCUGGUACCGCCAUCGGCUCGAAAAGAACAAGGUCCGACAGGAUGACGCAGACGCCAAAAGUUGGGCCAACUCCUGCCGGGAAGGCGUCGCAAAGGGGGCCCAUUCCUGCUGGCUGAGCUCACGCGUGCAGCGGGUGAACGCAUCGCUGGCUUCUGUCAUGACUGAGCCCAAUGACACCAGUGGGGACGCUGCGGCAGACGGCGCCCUCUGGUGGCAGCACACCCGACUCACACAGGAAGUGAGUCAGAAAAAUCAACAGAUCUCCAAAUUAGAGAUGGAAAAUGACACGCUCCUCCAACAACUCUACAGUUGUUUUCCCACAACGCACUGGUUUGUGAAGCCUUGAUUUUAUUUACACAUUUUGAGGUGAUGGAGUCCAACAGAUGAAAUUGGAAAUACCGAAAUAAGGCAAGAAUUAAGUCCAGCAUUGAAUAGAGCCCUGUCAGUCCGGGAUCUUCCGCUUCCGUUGUGCGCAUGUGGGCUCUCUGCCUCGACACGCCGCCCCGUCCCGGUGGUCCCGUACUGAUCGUAGUUGUGCUGAUAAACUUUAUCUAAAGGAGGCAUCACGCAAGUCUACGGGAAUUUCAAGGCGACCUCCUCUUACCAUUACCCCCCCCCCCCCACACACACACACACACUCGGCCAGAGUACAACCCAAAAAAGUGAAUUUAAUAAAAAAUUGUCUUGCACCAGUAUUGCGAUGAUGAUCACUUUAUUGCAUUAUAGGUGCAGAGGGCUUAAAUUGUAUCGGAAUAGAAAUGUCUCACCUCUCCGUCAUGCCCAAAUGAGCCCUUCUGCACACUUCCUGCAAGGAAUCCGAUUAGGAUCAGCCCGUGCGCAUCCAAAAAGAAAACAUCCUUUAUGAAGGAGGCUUUCAUUUAAGUAGCUUCAUGCUCUCUACCUCACCGCGCAAGUGAACCAUCCAUCAAGGCCAGGGUACCAGCACUUGACGAUUUACCGGAUCCAAUUCACACGGCACACAAUUUUGUUUUGGGUAUGUCACGCCUCACGGUUCAGCUAACAUGCGCUCGAUACGGGUAUGUCCAAAUCCUGUACGUACAAUGUCAAUCUUGUGGGUUUAUUUUAUUUUAUUUUUUGCUUCCAAUUUUGUGGCUUUGGUCUCAAUGUGAAGUCGCUUCCGUGCAGGUCUGAGGCGCUGGCAAGAUAUAGGGGUCCCUCAUAAACUGUCUGACAGAUUUGUACCGCGUGUUGCGACAAAAGAAAGCCAGAAAAUGCAAAAUAUUGGCUUUAUAUUUACACAUUAUUUACACUUUCUUCGAGAAGUUGUUCCUUUCAAAAAUAGGUUUUUAAAGGGAUUUUUUUUUCUCCAUUGCAUUCGAGCUUCAUGCAGUGAGGCGGAAGGGUGGGCCAAAAGUAGGUACGAAACACUGCAAAUAUAGGAUGCAGUCCCCCACUUCCAAACUACUUUCUCCUUAGAUUCACUUUCCUCAUUCCUUGUCGUGUCUGUUUUUUAUUCAAGCCUCCUUGCCUAAUGCAGUUGAUUUUUUUUUUUUUUUUUUAUGUCCUCACUUCGAAAAAAAAAAAUAGUCGCCAACGUCCUCACUGGCAUUUGGGCCGUUUGUGGCCAGCUUCCAGUGAUAUCCCGGCUACGUUCACGUCCAAAAGGCCCUGCAGGUGUUUAAUAUAGUCGAUGGCGGCCCGGAGUGUCUCCACCUUACUGAGUCUCUUGUCGUCAAACUCCCUCGGCAGGCGCUCCCGGAGGCGCGCGUAGCCCUCGUUGACGCAGCGCACCCGGUGGCGCUCCCUCUCGUUCCUCUUGCGAAUAAACGCGGGUUCCAACGCGUAUUCACACACGCUCACCGGACCGGGACACGGGUAAUAGUGCAGCCCUCCUCCGUAUGGCAACUUGGGGCUGCGGUGGACACGGUCCAGGUAAGCCGGCUCCAGGUGGAAGGAGGGAAGACCGAAAUGGGGGUGCGCUCCGUUGAUGUCCACGGAGAAGCAGUGGAGCGCCAGUGGAGGAAUAUAAGGAAUGUGCUCCAUCCCCUCAUUGUGAUAAGACAUUAUUUCCCCCCCUGAAAAUAAAUGUAAUUAGUGCCUAA